Molecule: messenger RNA, 1859 nt
Organism: Lycium ferocissimum
Lineage: Eukaryota; Viridiplantae; Streptophyta; Magnoliopsida; Solanales; Solanaceae
Product: aspartic proteinase 36-like
Exons: 10
Coding region: 39-1508 (489 amino acids)
Biological process (GO): proteolysis
Molecular function (GO): aspartic-type endopeptidase activity
Source: RefSeq, a predicted model, not a curated record
UACUACAAUUUUAGGUUGUCGGUGAUAUUAAUUUGAGGAUGUUAUUGUUUUGGGUGUUUUUGAUUUUGACGGUGACGGUGACGGUGACGGUGGCUGAGGUGGCGUUACCGUUAGAAAGGGUAUUUCGGACAAGUGAAUUAAGUCAACUUAAAGUGUUUGACCGAAUUAGACAUGGAAGAAUGUUGCAACAAUUACCUAAUGGAGUUGUUGAUUUUUCAGUUGAAGGCACUUAUGAUCCAUUUCUUGUUGGGCUUUACUUUACAAGAGUUCAGUUGGGUUCCCCUCCAAAGGAAUUCUAUGUACAGAUAGAUACUGGAAGUGAUGUGUUGUGGGUUAGUUGUGCUAACUGUAAUGGUUGCCCGACAUCUAGUGGACUUCAGCAGAUUGAGUUAGACUUCUUUGAUCCAUCAAGUUCUUCAACAGCUCGACCGAUCUCAUGUUCAGACCAAAGAUGUGCUCUUGGAGAACAAUCUUCCGACUCUGGGUGUUCUACUCAAAAUCAGUGCGGUUAUACGUUCCAAUAUGGUGAUGGCAGUGGGACAUCAGGUUUUUAUGUAGCAGAUUUAAUGCAUUUUGAUACGAUCGUGGGGAAUUCUUUGACGACAAACUCGUCUGCUCCUGUUGUUUUCGGCUGUAGCACAACACAGACUGGUGACCUGACUAAGCCUGACAGAGCAAUUGAUGGGAUCUUUGGAUUUGGGCAGCAGGGAUUGUCGGUCAUCGCACAACUUUCGUCCCAAGGAGUGACCCCAAAUGUGUUUUCACAUUGCUUGAAAGGAAGUAAUGGCGGAGGUGGUAUCUUGGUGCUAGGUCAGAUUGUGGAGCCAAAUUUAGUUUACACUCCACUUGUCCCAUCACAGCCACAUUACAACGUAAAUCUUCAAAGUAUUGCUCUCAAUGGGCAGACCUUGGCUAUUAGUCCACAAGUAUUUCAAACAUCAAGCAACAGGGGAACCAUAGUUGAUUCUGGAACCACUCUGGCAUAUCUUGCUGAAGAAGCUUAUGAUCCUUUUGUUAAUGCUAUAAGUCAGGCCGUUUCACAGAAUGUGCGCCCUCUUGUUAACAAGAAUAACCAGUGCUAUCUAAGCACCUCCAGCAUUGGUGAUAUAUUUCCCACAGUGAGUUUGAACUUUGACGGUGGAGCAACAAUGGUAUUAAGGCCUGAGGACUACCUUAUACAGCAAAACUCCAUUGGUGGUGCCGCUGUCUGGUGUAUGGGCUUUCAGAAAAUUUCGGGCCAAGGAUUGACAAUUUUAGGAGACCUUGUUCUAAAAGACAAGAUCAUUGUUUACGAUUUGGCUGGACAACGGAUUGGAUGGGCUAAUUACGAUUGUUCGCAGUCUGUUAAUGUUUCGGCUACCACAAGCAGAGGGAAAACCGAGUAUGUAAAUGCAGGACAGUUCGGUAACAACAGCUCACCACGUAAUGACCCUUGCACGCUGUUAUUAAGCGUCGUUCUAACUUUUAUGUUGCAAGCAUUAGUGUUUGGCACUUACUCGUUCUUGUAACAUAUUAGAUAUGGUGGACAACUGCUAAAUUCUUUCUCAUUUUUGUAUAGCUCACUGUCCUAUAGUUAUUUAUUUACCGUGGUCGAUAAAAAUUUAGAUCUGGAUUGCAGUUUUUAGGUGUUUUCUUUAAUAGUAGUAGCCUUAGCUUUGGGUCUUUGUUCAAGCUAUUUUCUAAUUCCACUUAUAGUUAAAUUUCUUGUAAAGUAGAUUUAUACACGUGUAUUACAAUAUUAUCCAUAGAGAAUUACAUUUGAUUUUGAAUGACAAUUUUGUUAAAUACUGCCCAAUUCUAAGUUGUCUUCAGCCAACAGUGUUUUGCUGAUGUCAAAGUAUUUGUAUUGUAUUGUGGUG